GUGGGGGCUCUCAUUUCCGGUAAGGGCCGCAUUCCCUCCAGCUGGGAGAAAACAGAGAAAGGAAGGGGGGGGGGGAGAGAAUCUGUGUGAUUCUUGAUCUCCCUCCGCGCGCGCUUAGCCCGGAAAAUUUCCGGGAUCGGAUUUACCAGCGCGCAACCCGGAAGUACUGACCUUUGUUUCCGGGCCCAGCUAUCUCCUACCCUCUCUCCUUUCACUUGUUUUCUCCCUUCCUUCCUCUCUCCCUCCCUCUCUCCUUCAUUUCUUCCCCUACUUCAAAGCGGCCCUUCCAAAAUGGCGCCCCUGGACUUGGAUAAGUACGUGGAGAUCGCGCGACUCUGCAAGUACCUGCCUGAGAAUGACCUCAAGCGCUUGUGUGACUAUGUGUGUGACCUGCUCCUGGAAGAAUCUAAUGUACAGCCUGUUUCUACGCCAGUGACCGUCUGUGGAGAUAUACAUGGACAGUUUUAUGAUUUAUGUGAAUUGUUUAGAACUGGAGGUCAAGUUCCCGACACAAACUACAUAUUUAUGGGUGACUUUGUAGACAGAGGCUACUACAGCCUUGAGACGUUUACAUAUCUUCUUGCGCUAAAAGCAAAAUGGCCUGAUCGUAUCACACUCUUGCGUGGGAAUCAUGAAAGCAGACAGAUAACACAAGUGUACGGAUUUUAUGAUGAAUGCCAAACCAAAUAUGGUAAUGCUAAUGCCUGGAGAUAUUGCACCAAAGUCUUUGACAUGCUUACAGUAGCAGCGUUAAUAGAUGAGCAGAUACUCUGUGUACAUGGGGGCCUGUCUCCAGACAUCAAAACACUGGAUCAGAUCCGAACUAUUGAGCGCAACCAAGAGAUUCCACACAAAGGAGCAUUUUGUGAUCUUGUCUGGUCAGACCCAGAAGAUGUUGACACCUGGGCAAUUAGUCCUCGAGGAGCAGGAUGGCUAUUUGGAGCAAAAGUUACCAAUGAGUUUGUCCACAUCAACAACUUAAAGCUCAUCUGCAGAGCCCAUCAGCUGGUGCACGAAGGCUAUAAAUUCAUGUUUGAUGAGAAGCUGGUAACGGUAUGGUCAGCUCCGAACUACUGCUAUCGCUGUGGAAAUAUUGCUUCAAUCAUGGUCUUUAAAGAUGUAAAUACGAGGGAGCCAAAGCUCUUCCGGGCAGUCCCAGACUCUGAACGUGUGAUCCCGCCAAGAACGACCACGCCGUAUUUCCUUUGAGACAUGGCUCAGCUCCUUGUACUGUUUUCUUUGUGGUGUACUUUUUAUCGAGCACUUUGCUGCUGAAAUGUUGCCUCUUGCCUUUUUUAUUUUUAAAUUAUCUAAAUGUGUUGUAUAUUGUGUCUGUAGCGAUGCGUCCCUCGAUCCUUUCUGCACACCUUUUGUACCCCACCUCCCUUCCCAAGACUUGUCUGUGAGUGCUUCUGAAAUGUCUCUAGCACUUACCCUGCUGGUGGUGGUUCUUGCAUAUUUGUGGGAGUAUUUUUUAAGGGAAAACUGCACUUUUCCUUAAAAUAAUAAAAAAUAGAGCAAGGCACCAGAACUAGUCUGAUUUCCUUCAUUUCAUUCAGGAGGUUAUUUUCAGGGAGGUUUUUCUUUUUUUGUAAGUUUUUAAGAAAUUUCAGCAGCAAAGGCAUAUUCAGCGUUCACAAUGGGACUCGUGAUAGAAAGUGUAGCAUACACAUGUUCAAGAUGUAAAAGUGAAUUGUCCUACUUAUAUUUUGUUUUAAAGUGGGUAUAAAUAAGUGGUCUAAAAGCCUGCCCUGAUUAUAUUUUCAUUUUGUUUGCUUUGGGUUUUUUAGGAUUCAAAAGUAAAAUACAAAACCGGCAACAGGUAUUUAAAUUUGUAUAGUAAAAUAAUUGUUCAGAUUUUUUUCAGAUACCUUGUAUUUUUAAUAAAGUCAUAUCCUGAAUUCCGCCUCUAGGUUAAACAUUGGAAAUAAAACCCUACAUUGUUAAUAUGAAUGUAUAUGGUCUUUCUCUUUCCUUUGCACACAAGCAUCUACUGAAGAUUUGAUUAGGGUUUGGCUAAGUACAGCUAGGUCUUUUAGGAGUGCAGUUGUAUUCUGGAAACUGAGACCACCAAUGUACCAUUUCUCUGUUCCUGCAAAAACGUGAAGAAUCCUGGCAGCUUUCAGUGGAUUUUCCCAAUUUUUCUCCAAUUGUGGUACAGCUGUAAAGAUAUCAGAGAGAAGGAUUUGACAAAAAUAGAAAGGACUGGAUUCUGACCUCCCUAUAAUUUUUAUUUCCAGCAAAGAACACCUGAACUACUUAAUAUCAUAACUGCAGAGUCUUUAUUAGAUUACCAAAGAAGCAAGUAAUUUUUAAAUAGAAAAAAAAUUGCAUCAAAGUAUUUGCUGGACUAUGACUAGCAUAGUGUAUAAAAUGUCUCUUCUACUUAAGUGAGUGUAUUAUGUCUUGAUCUUCUUUUUAAAUAUGCUGCAAGGUUCAUUGUCAAGUACCAGGAUAUGACUGCUGUCUUCAUUCACACAAAAAAUGUACAUAGACCAA
Gekko japonicus is the source of this 2499-nucleotide messenger RNA. RefSeq names its product protein phosphatase 6, catalytic subunit (gene PPP6C). NCBI's taxonomy places the organism in Eukaryota, Metazoa, Chordata, Lepidosauria, Squamata, Gekkonidae. Gene Ontology annotation, biological process: peptidyl-serine dephosphorylation; G1/S transition of mitotic cell cycle. The transcript has 7 exons. Bases 292 to 1209 code for a protein of 305 amino acids. Gene Ontology annotation, cellular component: cytoplasm. The record is from RefSeq and is a predicted model, not a curated record. Gene Ontology annotation, molecular function: protein serine/threonine phosphatase activity.